UUUAUCUUAGAACACAAUAUCCCAAACUCUUGGUUACAAGGGUGGUUCUACUAAAGCUGUGGCUUUUGACCCUGUAAAUAUUUGAGGUCUAAAAGCAACUUAAAACAUGCAUAUUUGUAAAAUUUUGAAGCCAGAUGGUGUUCCGCACUCUAUUUUGUUGUAAGUAAUUCUUUUCUUUCUCUUGAAGAAAAUCAAAUCGAUUAUAAGAAUUAACUACUUUGUAUUUUAAGUAGCUAACUAUAUAAAGAAAGUUGAGGCGGAGGUCACCUAUUUUAUUGAGCCCCUGGUUAUGGUUAGCUAUAAUGAGUGUGUUUUGAGUAGUGGUGUUACAUUUACAAGCUAAAAUGAACCAAGGCUGGAUAAUAAUUGGUUAAGAGGCAUGUUUCUGCAGAAACCAGUUACAAUGUUAUUACCAACAUUAUUUGGGACAUACUGGCACAGAAGUUACAAAGCCUCGAGAAGAUGAAUUCUGAAAUUCGACUUACCUAUCCUAUUAGCAAUGAGAAGGAAUGAUAGAGAUGGAUGUUGGCUUGACAUGUUAGCCAAAGAAGCACAGACAACUGCCAAUCUCGCUCCGUACUAGGUUACACAUUUCCACUUUCGUGGUUAGGGCUACCUCAGAAUUUCAGCAAUGGCUGCAAAAAUUCUUGCUAAUUUAAUUGCAAUGGGCUCUUCUAUAUUGGCAAGGGCUUUUGUUCAAGCAUAUCGUCAGGCAUUGUCCAAUGCCUCGAAGAAUGGUGUUGCUCAAGAAGCAGUGCAGAAUAUUAAAAGAUCUAGCAAAACCAUGACGGAAGCAGAGGCAAGACAGAUUCUUGGUGUCACAGAGGAUUCAUCAUGGGAAGAAAUUGUGCAGAAGUAUGACAACUUGUUUGAGCGAAAUGCUAAAAACGGGAGUUUUUACCUUCAAUCAAAGGUACAUAGAGCUAAAGAGUGUUUGGAAGAAGUUCACAAACCUAAAGAACCAGAAACAAAAUAAGAAAUUUUGUGCUGAUGUUUAGUGUAUAUUCUUGCUGCUAAUGAUUUACCUAGCUAGUUCCUUGGAUCUUUGUUGAAAAUUUUAUAUUUUGGUGACAGCAGUUGAGGUUUCUGUUCAAGAACUUCAAUGUAGUGAGUGUGUUAAGACACAUCACAACACAACACAACACAACACACUCACACCAUUGUAGUAUACAUGUGUAUAAAGGGAUCAAUUUCUUGAGUAGCUAACAAAAAAAGAAGUUGAAAAAACUUGAUGACAUUUUCGCCCAUUAUUUUAAGUUGUAUUCAUUA
Solanum stenotomum is the source of this 1269-nucleotide messenger RNA. RefSeq names its product mitochondrial import inner membrane translocase subunit PAM16 like 2-like. Gene Ontology annotation, biological process: protein import into mitochondrial matrix. The transcript has 5 exons. Gene Ontology annotation, cellular component: TIM23 mitochondrial import inner membrane translocase complex. The coding region runs from base 632 to 976 and encodes 114 amino acids. The record is from RefSeq and is a predicted model, not a curated record. NCBI's taxonomy places the organism in Eukaryota, Viridiplantae, Streptophyta, Magnoliopsida, Solanales, Solanaceae.